AGUGCAAUGCGGUGACAAACCGGCGUUCGACGUUUUUGUGAACAAUUUAACGAUAGGUAGUUAUAUCAAGCAAUUGUCAACCUCAGCAACGUGUUUUUGAAAUAACUCAAUUUAUGAGCAAAUACUUGUAAUUGAGUAUUUUUUCAGUGAAAUAAGAAAAUUUGUCUAUCACAAUGGCUGCUAUGUCCGUCAUUGGAAUUGAUUUUGGUAAUGAAUCCUGCUAUAUUGCUGUGGCUAAAGCAGGUGGGAUAGAGACAAUAGCCAAUGAUUACAGUCUUCGAGGGACACCAUCAUGUGUUGCUUUUUCACAAAAGAAUCGAAUAUUGGGUGUGGCAGCCAAGAACCAAAUGGUGACCAAUAUGAAGAAUACUGUAUUUGGUUUCAAACGACUUCUGGGAAGAAAAUUUUCAGACCCUCUUGUUCAAAAAGAAUUAAAACAUUUCCCUUUCAAGGUUGAACAGAGGUCUGAUGGCGGUAUUGGAAUAAGAGUCAACUACCUCAAUGAAGACAAUGUCUUUACCCCUGAGCAGAUAACAGCCAUGUUGUUGACAAAACUAAAAGAUGUUGCAGCAACAGCUUUACAGACUCAAAUCAACGACUGUGUGAUAUCUGUUCCCAGCUAUUUCACAAAUGCUGAAAGAAAUGCUCUUUUGAAUGCCGCUGGUAUUGCUGGUCUUAAUGUAUUGCGCCUCAUGAACGAGACAACUGCGACAGCUUUAACUUAUGGAAUUUAUAAACAAGAUCUUCCUGGUGCUGAAGAGAAACCACGAAAUGUUGUCUUUGUCGACUUUGGUCACAGUUCUUUACAGGUUUCAGCUUGUGCUUUCAAUAAGGGUAAGCUGCGUAUUCUCGCUACUGCAACCGAUGCUCAGUGCGGUGGACGAGACAUUGACAUGGCUUUAGCUGAUUACUUCACUCAAGAUUUUGUGACAAGAUAUAAAUUAGACGCCAGAAAAAAUCAAAGGGCUUAUCUUCGUCUUCUGCAAGAAGUUGAGAAAUUGAAAAAACAAAUGUCUGCUAACAGUACUCGUUUACCACUUAACAUUGAGUGCUUUAUGGAAGAACGCGAUGUAUCUGGAGAUAUGCAGCGUUCUCAGAUGGAACAAAUAUGUGCUGAAACAUUUAACCGCGUUGAAAGAACCUUAAGAGCUAUUCUACAUAAUGCAAAACUAAGGUCUGAAGACAUCCACUCUGUUGAAAUUGUUGGUGGAUCCACCAGAAUCCCUGCAGUUAAGAGUUUGAUUGAACAAGCGUUUGGCAAGCAUGCUUCCACAACCUUGAAUCAGGACGAGGCGGUGGCUCGCGGAUGCGCGCUACAGUGCGCCAUGCUGAGCCCGGCCGUACGCGUGCGUGAGUUCAGCAUCACCGACGUGCAGCCCUACGCCGUGCGCCUCGCCUGGGACGCCGCCAGAAACGAGGACGGUGAUAUGGAGGUAUUCCCCGCUUUUCACGCUGCACCAUUUUCAAAAAUGUUAACAUUCUACAGGAAAGAGCCAUUUUCUGUCAGUGCCUAUUAUUCUGAUCAAGUACCUUAUCCGGACACAUUUAUUGGCCAGUGGCAAAUCAAAGAUGUCCAGCCCACACCUGAAGGAGAAUCCCAAAAAGUAAAAUUGAAAGUGAGGGUGAACAUUCAUGGCAUCAUAACAGUCGCUUCGGCUUCACUUGUUGAAAAGAAGCAGGACACAUCACAGAAUGAGAACAUAGAAAUGGAAAAUAGUAGUGAGAAUGCUCAAAAUCAGGAUACACCUAUGGAAACGAAUGGAGGAAAUCAAGACCAGCAACAACAGAAUGGUCCUGAGAACAACCAAGAGGUGAGAGAUGAGGAAAUGAAGGGAGAGCCGCAACAAAAACAAUCGUGGACACAGAGAGUAGGACAGUGGUUCAGCGGGGAUAAAUCCAAGGAUAAGUCAAAGAAGGUUCUUGUGAAAACUGUGGAGCUGCCCAUUGAAGCACAAACACAUGGUCUAUCAGUGCAUGAACUAAAUGGAUAUGUUGAACAAGAGGGCAAAAUGCAAGCUCAAGAUCGACAAGAGAAAGAAAGAGCAGAUGCUCGUAAUGCUCUUGAAGAAUAUGUUUACGAAUUGCGAGGGAAACUGUCUGAAGGCGAAACCCUGCAUGAUUUUGUUGCAGAAGAUCAACGUAAUAAGCUUGUCAAUCAUCUUGAUUCUGUUGAACAAUGGCUUUAUGAUGAAGGUGAAGACCAAAAUAGACAGGUGUACAGUGAUAAGCUGAGCGAGUUGAAAACUGAAGGCGAGCCGAUCAAACAAAGGCGUCUUGAGUUUGAGCUACGUCCUGGUGCUUUAGAUGAGUUUGCUUUAUCCAUCCAACUCACCAAUAAAGCUGUUGAUUUGUACAAAGCUGGUGACGCUAAAUUUUCACACUUGGCGGAAACAGAGGUUCAGAAAGUGAUAGACGCAUCUAAAAAUGCCCUAACUUGGCUCGAGACUGCAAGGCAAGCGUUAGCACACACGCCACGUCAUCAGCAACCAUCGCACACUACUCAUCAAAUCCGUCAAGAACGUCAGAAUUUUGAGAACCUCGUGCAUCCAAUUUUGAAUAAAGUUAAACCAAAAGAGAAAACACCCCCUCCCUCCAAUCAGACUGCGGGAGACGGACAGGCUGAUGGUAACAAGGAUGCGCCUUCGACUCAAUCUCAAGAGCAAAUGGAUGUUGAAUAAACGCAUCUUUAGAAAACUCACAACACUAAACAAUAACACCCGCCUUCCUCAUCAUUCGUAUCGUGCACUUGAUACAAUUUAUAAUGUGUAAUGGCUCAUAAUUAUAUAUUUACCUUCUAUAAUAACUAUUUCGUUAUUCUUUAGUUUUGUGAUAGAAAAGAGCGCCAAGUUUUGAGCAAUCUUAGUAAUAUUUGAAAGCUGUACUAAAUUAUUGCAGAUAAAUUUUAUGUAUUUAUUUAUCUCAUGUGAUAAGGGCUCGAUUUUGUUGUAUUUACAUUGCGAUAGUUAAAGUAUCAAUACUUAGUAUUCAAAAUGAGUUGAGUUUUUCUCUCGUUUGAUUUAUACAGCGAGUUCAUAGUAUUAACAUAAAUUAACAGGCAUUACACAAAUGCAUUUCAUGAUUACAUUUCAAUUGUUCCAAUGCUACAAUUGAAUUUAGUCAGCAAAAUGUCACUAGUUAUAUUCUUAAAAUAUAGCACAUUCUUGAGUGUUUAGUAAAUAACAAUAGGUAAUUGUCUAUAGUAUAGUUAUGAUAGUGAAAAGUUUCAAAAAAGUAAUGGAAGUAAAUUAAUCAUUUUUUUUGUAAACAUAACAAUAAUUUUGCUGGCGCUUACGCCCUAUACUUUAUAGUAAAUGAAUUAGUUGAAAGAAUCGAAAUAUGAUAUAAAUUUACUGAUUCAAUAUUUUGAAAGAAAACUCUUGAAAGGCUAACAACUGUCUCAAUAAAUGCCAUCUGCCUGCUUUCGAUUGUUAACUAAUACAGCAUAAUAAUAUAGCCAUUAGGGGUUUACAUAGCUUGAUUAACUGUGAUCCAAUAAAAUAUGAACUCCAUAAGGAUUGAAUGACAACAAUAAAAUAAAACACAACUGAAAUAUUAUUUAAUAAUUAAUAAAAGUUUUCUGGAGGUUCAUGUCGAACAUUUCAUUAAUAUUUUUAAUUAACAGACAAAAAACUAUUUGAUUCUCACUAAACCAAAUUAAUGCGAUUAGAAAUUUUGAAAUGCAAAAUUUGUUAAAUGUUCUGAAUUAGAACUUUAGCUUCAACUUCUUUACAGCCCUCAGGAAACAAAUAGUUCAAGUGACUCAUAAUUUUAAUUUGUUUAGGUUUUAGCCGAACUCGUCUAAAACAUUCCAGAUAUAAUAACCGGCAAACUUCUUGAGCAUUUGUUGACGUAGUGGGGGUAAGUUUGCGCAUGGUACACUCACGUGCAAAAACAUUACUUACUCUG
This is a messenger RNA of Bombyx mandarina (wild silkworm), 3906 nucleotides long. It is a transcript of the gene Hsc70Cb, whose product is annotated as heat shock protein 70Cb. Gene Ontology annotation, biological process: protein folding. The record is from RefSeq and is a predicted model, not a curated record. Lineage: Eukaryota; Metazoa; Arthropoda; Insecta; Lepidoptera; Bombycidae. Gene Ontology annotation, molecular function: ATP binding; ATP-dependent protein folding chaperone. Gene Ontology annotation, cellular component: cytosol; nucleus.